CUUAUCACAUGAUGAUUUUUAUUCUAAUUAAUGCACGAUCACGUGAUCUUGUAAGAGAAGGGCCGCCAUUAUGAGUGGAUACGUUAUAGUUAGCAAGGAAGAGAAAGAAGGAGAGCAGUCUCAUGUUGUUGAAUUGCCUACAGAACCAGAUGGGACUCUUAUGCUUUCUGUGGUACAGUCUCAAUUUGAAGGGGCCACGGGACUGAAAUACAAGAACCCUGAAUCAGGUUCUUGGCGUGCCGUACGUGUGUCUGAUAAUGUUCUUCACCCUCCCGAGUCUGGGUGGGGUCGUUUGACGUUCGUAGUAGUAGGGUCAGUGAAAGAACAAGAGAGUGGAGAGAGAGAGGGUAUCCGAGGUCCAAGAGGGAUGGCUGGUCAGAAGAGAAGCCAUCAUGAUGAUGCUUAUUAUUCUGCCAAGGCUUUACGUCAAUCGAGCCAGUCUCCUCCAAGAUAUCAUCAAUCCUUUGGUCCAUCUGGUGAUCUCAUAGUCCUUGGGCUACGGUAUGAUGUCGAUGAGCAAGAAAUGAGAGACUAUUUUCAGCAUUUUGGAGAAGUUGAGCAAGUUGAGGUAAAACGUGAUCAUAAAUCUCACCAGUCUCGUGGAUUUGGCUUUUUACGGUUCAAGGACCCUGCUGUUCAGAGCAAGGUCAUGACUAUGAGUCACACAAUAAAAGGUCGGCGAUGUGAACUUCGCCCACCAAGAAAGAGUCCUGGUAGUCUGCCAUGCAAGUUUUUUAUUGGAUGUUUGCCUAGUGAUCCAGAGACAACGACUGAGGAGCUUCGUGCAUAUUUUAGUCAAUAUGGUUCUCUCUCCGAUGUUUAUAUACCAAAGCCAUACCGUGGGUUUGGUUUUGUGACAUUUCUUGAUGGUUAUGAUGCUCAAAGCAUGUACAAAGAGGUUCAUGUUCUUCGUAAUUCACGUCUAAAUGUCAGUAUUGCUGAGCCAAAGCCAGGUUCUAAAGGUGGCGAUUAUCGAGGGGCAUCCUCUUAUCAUACUUCAUAUGCUUCUUCUGCUACCCCAACUCAUGUUUAUGCAUACUCUUUAGUGCCUACAUCAAGCUCAGGAACACCAUAUUUACCAGCCGCUCAGUAUUAUGCAUAUCAAUCUGGCAGUGGGACUGCCACUCAACCAGCAUAUUUUAGUAGCUCUGCUAGUGGUCAGUAUAGCUCCAGCUACCAUAAGGAUUACAAUGCUGCUAUUAAAGGCCUGUUCACUCAAUAUUUGCCUAACAAUAGGUGCCCGAGACGCGUGGAAAUGGUCGUAUUGGUGAUCAUCCUGUGCAUCUUUCUUUUGCUUUGUCCAGUUACCGCUACCUACACAUGUGAGGAGAAUGGUGUAAGAAUAAAUGGUACAAAUUAUUCUCAAGCUGCCAAACUUAUUGUCUCACGCACAUGUGACUCAAGUAUUGAUAAUGUCACCGUAGUAGGGAGAAAUUCAGGUGACUGGGUGCAAUUUGACUAUGUAUGUGAUAAUGGAUCCACCAAAGUCAUUUAUGGACGUGGAGUUCAUGAGAGAAGUAAUUUUACAAGAGAGCUGGAAAAUCAUAGGCACUGUCCAUGGCAUGCAUGCAUUCAAGAUUAUAGGACAGGAACAUGGUAUAAUGUUGCAAAACAAAUCAAUGAAUGCAUAUAUACUUCAUCAGUGAUGCACUCAUCUGUAGUAACACAAUCGUCAGCAGCAUUUGUUUCAUCAUCUUUAAUUACUAAAGAAUCUAUUGCUCUCACGAGCACUAGUGGAGAAGUAAAACCUUCAAGUAGCAGCAGCAUACUUAGUAUGACAAGUAUUCCAGUGACACCAACUAUAAGCAGCACUUUUGAAGGACAAUCAAGUAACAGUGAUAUCUAUUCGUAUCUUGCUGUAAUUUUAAUGUUUUUACUACUGUUUGCAGCUGGGAGCAUUGGCUUAUUAAUAAUCAGUCUAUUUUUCAUUAAGAAAAAGACUAAAAAAUGGAAAAGGAAUAACAUUGUCAGUGAUAUGUGGCAGGAUGAACCUUUUGAUCUUUCAAUAGCAACUCUAAGUGCAUCUCCAUCCUUAGUUACUGUUUAUUGUGACCAAGAUACAAAUCUUAAUGCAUUGUCUGUUGAAAAGACUAAUGGUCAUGGGCAAGUAAUUGGCAUUAAAAACAGUUAUAUUGAAGACCAGGUAGUGUGAAAGCCUCAUUUGACAUUUGUUGAGUGACAUGCAUAACUAUGUAACUCACUUCCUGCCAAGCUGAACUCUUAUUGACUAGAGAUAUGACCUCAUCAUCACUUGUAUUAUUAUAGAACUAUAGUGAGUGGAACACUUAUCAUAUCAUUUUGUGGCAUAGCAUUUUUACAUUGGCAUUUGUUUUAUUGCAUAAACUGUUUUUGUUCAUGAUUUGUUUUGUUCUGAUUUUGA
Messenger RNA from Amphimedon queenslandica, 2380 nucleotides. RefSeq lists its product as uncharacterized. NCBI's taxonomy places the organism in Eukaryota, Metazoa, Porifera, Demospongiae, Haplosclerida, Niphatidae. Gene Ontology annotation, cellular component: chromatin; nucleoplasm. Gene Ontology annotation, molecular function: RNA binding. Gene Ontology annotation, biological process: regulation of gene expression. Bases 71 to 2152 code for a protein of 693 amino acids. The record is from RefSeq and is a predicted model, not a curated record. The transcript is spliced from 12 exons.